GCAACAUGGCUGAUACAUUGAUUGAUUUGGAGAUGGCACCAACAGAAAGUGCACCGGAAAUUGUAGAUCAUAAUGAAGAGGAGUUGGCAGAGAUCAAAAAGGAAACGGGCAAUCAAUUAUACAAAACAAAAAAGUACAUACAAGCCAUUCCAUACUAUACAGAAGCAAUAGAGCUGUGUCCUGAUUCGCCAUCAUACUAUGGGAAUCGCUCUGCUUGUUACAUGAUGAUGCAUCAGUAUAAGGAGGCUCUAGAAGAUGCCAGGAAAUCAGUUCUUCUGGAUCCAAGAUUUGUUAAAGGCUAUAUACGAAUUGCAAAGUGCAGCCUUGCCCUUGGAGACAUUACUGCUGCAGAAAAUGCCAUUUCAUUUGUUAAAGAGCUGGAGCCUGCUAACACUGCAAUAUUACCUGAAAUAAAAAAAAUUGAAGUUGUUCGAAGAUUUGAAGAGGAAGCAAAGAAAGCUUAUUUGAAAAAUGACUACAGAAAGGUUGUGUACUGCAUGGACCGUAUGCUGGAGCAAGUGCCUUGCAGUCUGUACAAAUUGCAGAGAGCUGAGUGUCUUGCCCUGAUAGGAAGAUAUCAGGAAGCUCAAGAAGUUGCAAAUGACAUACUGCAUUUUGAUAAACAGAAUGCAGACGCAAUAUAUGUUAGAGGCAUGUGUUUGUACUACCAGGAUAAUGUGGAGAAAGCAUUCAGCCAUUUUCAGCAUGUUCUUAAACUGGCACCAGACCACACAAAAGCAAUGGAUAUUUAUAAGAAAGCCAAGUUGCUAAAACAGAAGAAAGAGGAAGGUAAUGAAGCAUUCAAAUCAAAUAAACUAGCAGAAGCUUAUGCGUUGUACACAGAAGCACUGAAAAUUGACCCAAACAAUAACUCUACAAAUGCAAAAUUGUAUUUUAACCGUGCAACAGUGUGUUCAAAGCUUGGGAGGUUAAAUGAGUCUGUAGCAGAUUGCACAGCAGCACUGUCAUUGGAUCCUAAUUACUUAAAGGCUCUGCUACGAAGAGCGAAGAACUAUAUGGAACUAGGUGAAUAUGAAGAUGCAGUACGUGAUUAUGAAAAUGUUUGCAAAAUGGAUAAAAGCAGAGAGAACAGAAGACUAUUACAAGAAGCCAAAUUAGCUCUUAAAAAAUCCAAACGUAAAGACUACUACAAAAUACUGGGCAUUGACAAGAACGCAUCCACAGAUGAAAUAAAGAAAGCUUAUCGCAAAAGAGCUUUGGUUCAUCAUCCAGAUCGUCAUGCAAGUGCUUCAAGUGAUGAGAAAAAAGAACAAGAAAAGAAAUUCAAGGAAGUUGGAGAAGCAUAUGGAAUACUCUCAGACCCAAAAAAGAGAGCAAGAUAUGACAAUGGCCAAGAUUUAGAAGACCUUGAAGGAAUGGGGAGUGAGGUGGAUCCCUCAACUGUGUUCCAAGCCUUCUUUGGCGAUCAGUACAGCUUCGGAAAUGGAGGAUUUACGUUCCAGUUUGGUUGAGUUGGAUUGUGUGUUACAGUUAUACUUGCAACAUUCCACCCACAGUUUCACUCCUCUUCUUCCAAAUUUUAUUUCUUUGACUUUAAAAGUUACAUACCAAUAAAUGUUUCCUGUGUUCGUUAGAAAAAAAAUCAUUUUUCUUUGACAACAAUAUUAAGUUUAAAAACUUAAUAUUCACUAAAUAUAUUCAGCAUUGCUAACUGAAUUAAAAUAUUGUUAGUAGUGAUCAUCUGUUAUCUUUACUAAGUAUUGGUGGCCUUUCUUACUUGCUUAAUUGUGGUUUAAAAUGGAUGUUGAUGCCAAAAAUAAAAGACUACUGACUGUGUGAUCUCAGUACCACUGCAAUAAUUAGAGAUGUAAGUAAUGUAAACUGCAUUACAUUUUGAUUAGUACAGUACUAGAUUUUAUAAACUUACUAACCGAUCCCAGCCAUUAUCAUGUGCAGUAUGUGUGUCUCUGCAGAUUGUGCCAUUAAUAUUUUGUGAUUAGUUGUCUGUUAAAGUCAUAACAAGUCUUAAAAAGAGGUAAGUUCAAUUUCUCACUGGGUCAGUGGUCUUGAGAACUUUAAGAACAGUCUUUGUAUCAUAGAUAACUACAUAUAAUAAAAUAACAGCAUAAUACAUGGUGGUAUUUGUCAUAAUCCCAGAAUACUGUCUGCAAUGACUCAGCUGAACUCAGUGUUACUGUUAAACUAUGUUUGCUUUAUGUUAGCACAUUCAACAAGUCAGUUGCAUAUUUGAAAUACUUGUGUCAAUAACAGUAAGCUGUAUGGCUGCUGUAGAAUCCCUUUAUUUUGUAAUUGUGUGCGGGAGUGAAGGAACUAAGUGUAUGAAAUGUGGUUUCUGAAGAUAUGCAUGUGCCAUGUGCUGCUGUGCUGUUUAACAAUUUCUUUAAGCUUUUUAACACCUUUGCUUCAUUUUCUUGCCAUCAUAAAUUCCAUUUUCAGAAGUAGUGUAUUUGUACUGAACUUCCAUUGUACUAUAAUUGCUGUGAUGAAACCAUUCGGGUAUAAAAUUUUGUCUUUGAAAGGAUCCAGAAUACAUCACAUGUUCAAAUUUGGAAUGAAUGACUCUGGCAACUGCCAUAAAUGUUAAAAAUGAUCCAAAACUUUGUGAUACAAAGCCAACUAAAUGUGACAUUAAUUUUUCUUAGUUUGUUACUCAAAAGGUGCUUUUUCUAUGUUUGUAGUCUUGAUCCUAACAAUGUUAUCUUAUGGCAGAGAAUAGUUGUAAUGCUGCACCCAGUAUUGGUACUACUGUUAUCGGCUGAAAAAAAGAUGUGUACUUGGUCGCCCCGCUUAAAGAAGGUAGAUACACACUCCACUUAUUAGUGUCAGCUUCUCUGGUUCCAGUUUCUAAUGUAAAUACUAUUCUAUACAAUAAGAUGGGCAGCACAAUUGUAGAAGUUUCAUUUAUAUUGCUGUUGACAGUUACUGCUUAGAAGCAGUGGUAGUUCCAUGAGGGUCUUGUUGUGUAUGUCCAUAUUUAAUGUUCUGUUCUACUUUCUAAAAAUUCUUGAAAGCUGGCUGUAGAUGAGGGUAGUAUGUAAUUUGUUAUAUAUUUGUGAUGAUUUAAAUUUAUCAAUACAGAUUGAAAACUAAAUUUCUUAUUUCAUUAGUUAUUUUGCUUAUGUGGAAACCAAAUUUAUGGUUUAAAGAACUGGAUUAUUUUUGCAGUUCAAAUAAGUAUAAAACAACUAAUGUUAUAAACCUCCCAUAUAAUGUUAUAUGUUGUACAUUUAAAAUUGGAAUUUCUGCAGUUGCUGAUACUGGCCUAAUGUGUCGAAGCCAACUGUAAGCUAAAUAUUAAUAUAUUCUAUCGAGUGUUGACAUGAAAAUAGUAUUCUUAUGAAGCUGAAUAUAGUUUGAUGUGGCAUUUAGAGUGUGUAUUUGACAACUCAUAUUCAUCUUGUAAAUAAUAUACUGUCUGGAACCUGUUUGGUUAGAACAAAAAUCUGUGAACAUUGUAGUGUUAGUCGGUUUUAUACAUUACAUUGAUAAAAAUUGUUGCUUGAAAACACACAUUUCCUUUUUUAUCUUUAGUUAGCUGUGAAUAUAACUGUUUCUAAGGCUGGCUGAAUUAACGAGGUUGUGAGUUUAUGAAAUUGUAAAUUCUAUUACACUUCCUUAACUACUGUUUUAAACCCUCUGAUUAUUUCAUAUACAUGUAAUGUUUUUGCGAUGCCUGAAUCAAAAUAAGAAAGUGAUUGACAGCCACAUAGGAAAGGGGAGGGGUGUUGGUUCACCUUUACCUUGUCUGUGCAGUAUGGCCAGUUCAUCAAGAGCUGUGUACUGGGUACAUUUCACACAUUCUCUGUUACUGUGCAGUAUUGAAUUUGCUGUAGAAAAUCUUAAUAGCCUUAUAACUUUCCUGUGCACGUUGGCAGUAUAGUCUGCAACCAAUCAUGGUAAUUGAUACCUUAGGUAGCAGAGCAAUAUGAUAACAGUGAAAAGAUUGGAAGUUGCCAUGAACUGUCUUCUCCAUUUGGUUGUUGCUGUGGUAGCCGUCCCAUAAACAACUAGCUGUUAAUCACUUUGUUAUUUAUGAUCCAAGUAUUGUUCAUAUUUGUCCACAUUCCUCCAGUAGCGGCAUGCUGCAAAAAUUGGCAAUGGUAAACAUUGAUAGGAAAUUGUAAAAUGAACAGGUGGGGAUAAGUUUAAUGUCAGAGCAUUCAUAGUCAAUCUAACUAUCUCAUUAGUCACACAAUGAUCAGUGCAGGAAGCAAGCAUAUACAAAUACUAACAACUAGUGAAGUGAUAUUGCAAUAAUAUGUUGUUACACAUCUUUAGUCAGCAGCAUUUGACAUAUUGUGUGGUGCGGUACAUGUAAUGUUUCAUAUUAAGGUGAAGAAAGCUCCACUUGUGUUCACUCCAAUAAAAUUAUGCCACUAUGACCCUACUUAAGCACACAAAUGUACAGCAUUAUUGUAGUUAAACUUAAUUUUACUUUACAUUAAACAUGUAUCUCUUUUUCUAAAACUGUAUUUAUUCUUUUAAUAAAUAAUUGAUUUUUAAAAAUUCAAUACAAA
Messenger RNA from Schistocerca gregaria, 4499 nucleotides. RefSeq names its product dnaJ homolog subfamily C member 7 (gene Tpr2). Lineage: Eukaryota; Metazoa; Arthropoda; Insecta; Orthoptera; Acrididae. The transcript is spliced from 11 exons. The record is from RefSeq and is a predicted model, not a curated record. Gene Ontology annotation, molecular function: protein binding. Bases 6 to 1472 code for a protein of 488 amino acids.